AUGAAGCGCAUCUUCACUAUGGCUGCCCCCGCGGUCGCCCUCCCGACGUUGAUCGCCACCCUGAUCUCCACCACCACCUGCGAUAGCUGUAUCGCCCCAACCUCGUUCGUCUACUCCAACAACACGUUGCUGGCGACGCUGGAGCCGGUGGUGCCGCUGUCGUCGUCGGUGGAACCCGACACCACCGAGUACGACAUCUACGAGCUGACAGAGACGGUGUGCCGUGGCUCCGUGUGCGACUUGACCACUAACAUCUACUCCAAGCUGACGGUGACCACCACCAUUGGCGGCGAGUUGACGCUGUACGUGACUGGUAUUCUCCAGGAAACGCUGCUGUCGGUUGCUCCUUGGAACAACGACACCACCCUCACCACCACCAUCGACAACCAAGUGACGGUGAUCACCACCACCAGAGAGUCGGCCGAGCCCGUCGAAGUGACCCUGUACGUCACCGAGGAGGAUGUGUACACUCUGGACGUGGUGGAAACUCAAGUGCAAGAGACAGUCGUCAUCGUCACUCAGUGUGGCCCUGACGGGUGCUCGGAAGUGCAACAAACUACCAGCACCACCGUGCUCUCUACUCACCCUGAGACCAAGACUAAGACCACCACCAAGGCGGUCGAGGCCACUGAAACCACCACCACCCAAUUGCCGCCUCAAAUCGAAGACGCUACUCUGUACGUGACCGAAGCUGAACCCACCACCGAAAACGUCGUCGACACCGUGCUGGCCGAAUCUGUUGUCUACACUACUGUGUGUGGUCCUACCGGGUGCAUCGUGGUGGAAAAGACGUCGACGCUGGUGGUGCCUGAAACUACUACCACCGCUACUACCACCACCGCUCCUGCUGACGACGUUGAGGCGACGCUGUACGUCACUGAAGUGAACGAAAACACCGUCAACCACGUCGCCACCGAUGUCUCCGAACAAGUGGUUGUGGUGUCGCAACAAAAGCCUCUGUCGGAGGCCCCUGUCGAUGAAGUCUACGAGACUAAUAUCCUGACCACCGUGGUGGUUAUCACUCUGUGUGCUGACAACAAGUGCUUCGAAACCACCGUCACCACCACCUCGUGCCCCGAAGAACCGCAACCGACGACGACCACAGUUUGUGAAACUUGUGAUGCCGUGUCGGUCCCUUCGCCCGAGGAAGAGCCCACCGUUGUGCCUCAACCCACCACUGAACCGGCGCCCGUGCCUUCGCCCGAACCUACUGUUGCUCCUGUGCCUUCGCCCGAACCUACUGUUGCGCCUGUGUCCUCGGCUGAACCUACUCUCGAGCCGACUACUGAACCCACUACUACUCAGCGGGUGCCUACUGUCGACGCUCAACUGGCACCGCCGUCCUUGUCGAUUGUCAACGUCAUUGAAAACAACAUCUCCACUCAACUUCCCCCUUCAGUGGUGGCGUCAAAAUCGGAUGCUCCCACUCAGGGAGCGAUCCCCACCUUUGAUGGAGGUGCCAGAUCGCUCACUGCUUCCGGAGUGCUCGGGGUUCUCGUGGGGUUGGCGAUGUUGAUGUAG
Molecule: messenger RNA, 1521 nt
Organism: Diutina rugosa
Lineage: Eukaryota; Fungi; Ascomycota; Pichiomycetes; Serinales; Debaryomycetaceae
Gene: PGA38
Product: Pga38p
Exons: 1
Coding region: 1-1521 (506 amino acids)
Source: RefSeq, a predicted model, not a curated record